GUUUAGGGGUGCCUGCGUGCACCCCAGUGCUCGCCUCCGGCAGCCCUCCCACAGCAGCAUCCUCCAAACUAGCAUCCCUCCCUAAAUCCUCUUCUCCCAAACCAGUAUCCCGCCCCAAACCGUCUUCCAAGCCAGCAUCCCUCCCCAAAUCCUCAUCCCCCAAGCCAGCAUCCCUGCUGAACUAACAUCCUCCAAACCCGCCUCCUCCAGUCCAGCACCCCUCCGCAAACAGCACCUCCAAACCCGCAUCCUCUGCACCUCUUCGGGGUUUUGGCUCCCCAAACCACCACCCCUCUAAAACCUGCACCCCCCCGCCCACCUCUCCCCAGGCAGCCCCCCCCCCAAACUAACCAACAGCCCUUCCCCAACCCGAGCACCCCUCCCCGUGGCCACCCUUGAGGGGAGGGGGGGGUGGGGGGCCCGUGCCCCCCGAGCAGCUCCGGCUCGGGGGAUUUGCCAGCCCUGAGCGCUGCCGCUUGCGCUUCUGCACUGAAUCACCUCAAUUACAGAUUCGCUUGGAUGAGAUUUGGGAAAGAAAACAGGAAAAAAAAAAAAAAAAAAACACAACAAAACACACACAAAAAAAUAACCAGCCCGCCCUCCUCCUCCUCCUCCUCCUCCUCCCCACCCCGGGCGGGGGGGGGGACACACGGUGGCAUAAAUAGCGGGCGGCACAGCACGGGGCCAGAUGCGGAGCGCAGCCAGCGGCAGGGCGGCCGCCUUCCUCGCACGCGUGGCACCGCUCCGGGCACCCCCGGCCAUGGCCGAGCCUUCGCUGCCCCUCUCCUUCCUCUGCCUCCUCGCCCUCUCCUCCGCCUGCUACAUCCAGAACUGCCCCCGCGGCGGCAAGCGCGCCUUGGCCGACACAGCCCUGCGGCAGUGCCUGCCCUGCGGCCCGGGGAACAGAGGUCGCUGCUUCGGCCCCGGCAUCUGCUGCGGCGCGGAGCUGGGCGGCUGCUACCUGGGCACGGCGGAGACGCGGCGCUGCGCCGAGGAGGACUACCUGCCCUCGCCCUGCCAGCCCGGCGGGCAGCCCUGCGGCUCCGGCGGCCGCUGCGCCGCCAACGGCGUCUGCUGCAGCGCUGACACCUGCGCCGCGGACGCCUCCUGCCUGGAGGAAGGCAGCGAGCGGGCCGAGGAGGCGGCGGAGAAGAACCUGACGGUGCUGGACGGCUCGGCCGGGGACCUGCUGCUGCGGCUGAUGCAGCUGGCCGGCCGGCAGCAGGGCAAGCAGCCCGGCCUCUGAGCCGCGCCGCCGCGCGCGUCCGUCCCCGCCGUGUACAUACGAGCCC
Cygnus olor (mute swan) is the source of this 1292-nucleotide messenger RNA. RefSeq names its product neurophysin 2. Gene Ontology annotation, molecular function: neurohypophyseal hormone activity. The coding region runs from base 689 to 1246 and encodes 185 amino acids. The record is from RefSeq and is a predicted model, not a curated record. The transcript has 3 exons. Lineage: Eukaryota; Metazoa; Chordata; Aves; Anseriformes; Anatidae. Gene Ontology annotation, cellular component: secretory granule; extracellular region.